This is a messenger RNA of Closterium sp. NIES-67, 3584 nucleotides long. The record is from the annotation of a GenBank genome assembly. NCBI's taxonomy places the organism in Eukaryota, Viridiplantae, Streptophyta, Zygnematophyceae, Desmidiales, Closteriaceae.
AGAGCCCGAGCUGUCCAGGAACCUUUCGCUUCCCGUUUACUUAGCUAAGGGUGGUCAGAGGAGAUUAGCAUGGCUGCACAGCAGUUGUCUUGGAUAGUAAAUAUUUUUACGACAACAACUACUGCAUGUGCGCUAGCUUCUGCCCCGUCCUGACCGCCAUGGCCCCGGUAGUCUCGACGGUUGAGUGACAAUCCACCUCGACUACUGCGAACCCUGCCCGGGAAAUUGUGGACCUGCAAACAUUAAUGGAGCAGUUGAAGAAUUUGACAAGCAUCGUCAACCACCUCCGCGACGAGAACCAACGACUUUGCCAGGCGCAGGAGAGGCAUCCAGAGGAGCUGGGCGACGAUGCACGAAGCGAGGUGGGUGAGCAGCAACCGUCACCAGUGGAGCUGGCAUGACUAGCAGCAACAGCCCCGCGCUCGACAAGUGGCGGCGUAAGAUAUCAGCAACCCACUCCUUUCGACCUUGCUAAUAAAGGCGUGACGGUGCGGCAGUGGAUAUUCGCCAUGAAUAUCUAUUUUAACGCGGCGGGCAUCAGAGACGAUCAGAAACGGAUCAGCCACGCGUUAACACUAUUGCAAGGAGCCGCCCUAUAGUGGUGGAAGGUCAUCGUCGACUCAGCGGCAACUCGCACAGAAGGACAGCACGAGUGGUCCGAAGAAUUCGGCGACGAAGACGAGGCAGAUCUGUUGUUCGGAGUGACCCACAUUCGCACGUGGGCAACGUGGUGCGCAGAGCUUCGCAAGUAGUUUGAGCAUGCUCCUGACUCAGACAAGGCACGCGAAACUCUACGCAUGUGGAAGCAGCUAGGAUCUGUGUCCGAGUACACCGCGUCAUUCCUGACGUUGGUGGACAGAUGUGGCUACAUGCACGAGUUGGAGAAGGUUGACAGGUACAUGGGCGGCUUGAAGCCUGAAAUACAGUACCAGAUAAAACUGCAACGCCCUGCGAAGCAGUUACAAGACUACAUUCAGCUUUAGGGGUUGGCACGUCGCCACCCGUCCUUCGCAUCUCCAUACGAAGUCAUCACCGACGCUAGCGACAUCGCCAUCGGCACAGUUCUUCUACAUGAUUUCGGCGAAGGAUUACAGCCGGUCGCCUACAAAUCACGGAAGCCACUGGGCGCAUAAAAAAAUUACACGGUACACGACAAGGAAAUAUUGGCGAUCGUCCACGCGUUCAAAAUCUGGCGAUGCUACCUGACAGGUCCCUCUAGUACCUGCGAGCCCAACCGAAUCUCAACCCCUGACAAACCAGAUGGCUCGAUUUCCUCGAGUCAAACUUCCACUACACCAUCACCUACAAACGGGGUGCCAACAACAUUGCUAAUGCCCUGACCCGACCCACUGCCCAUACAGCCGCCAUACUAGUUGCCCAGACUAGCCCACUCCUUACAGGACUAUUUACCCACGGCUACAAGAUCGACCCCUUCUUCCGCUCCGCCAUUCACCAACAGCAUACUACCGCUACCGGACACUUCUUUAAUAAGCUCGACACUUCCCGCAUCUGGGUUCCCGGCUACGAUUUAUUUCGUGCCCUUCUUAUCCAGGAACUCACGACAACCCUACCUCUGAGCAUUUCGGAGUCGACAAAACCAUGAAAACGUUGCAGCGUAAUUAUUACUGGCCGAACAUGGCCGACAACGUGCUUAAGUACGUGUCCUCCUGCACCGCCUACCAGAUCAUGAAAUCAUCCCAUCAGCGAGAAGCCGGACUCCUACAGCCGUUGGAUCCGCCGAGAGACCUUGGCAACUCGUCACGAUGGACUACGUGACAGGAUUGUCGGCCGGUCCCAGCGGAAACGACGCCAUCCUCGUGGUCGUUGACCGACUCACGAAAAUGGCGCACUUCAUCGCCAGCCAACAGAAAUUACAGCUGAGCAAACUGCCCCAACUGUUCAUCGCCAACGUCACCAGACUGUACGGACUGCCCACCGCCAAUUCACAUCGAAUUUCUGAAACCCAAAACCCGAAUUUAUGAAACCCGAAUUUCAGACCGAGACCUGAAAUUCUCAUCGAAUUUCUGGCGCCACCUGUGGGACCAAUUCGGCACCAAACUACAGUUUUCCUCAGCCUACCACCCACAGACUGACGGGCAGACCGAACGAGUCAACCAAACUAUGGAGCAACUCAUACGGACUACCUACACUGACCCACAAACAUGGGAGAAAUCCCUUCCGCUGCUGGAAUUCGCGUAUAAUAACGUGCCUUCCGCCACAACUCAUCAAUCCCCAUUUUUCCUCAAUUAUGGACAAGACCCAGUGGUACCCUCUACACCAAACAUUGAGACACCAGUGACAUGGUCCCAGAGAUUUGCCGAAGACAUCCUCGCAGCCCGAGAAAAAGCAGCCGAGGCAAUCCGGAAAGCCAACUUGGUCGCAAGCCGACAAGUCGAUCGUUAUCGACGUGACGCCACUUACAAAGUGGGAGAUCUCGUACUCAGGGCUGAUUUUAUCAGACUAUUUUAGUCUGAAUGUCUGAUAUUUCACACCCAUUUUUUUGCCAAUCCUGAUUUUUCAGACUUAGGCUUUUCUGGAUACUGAACCCUUCAGAGUUGUAUGAUUUUGGAUCCUGAAGUUUUCAGAGUAGUCGUUGUGCGGAUACUGAGGUUUCAGAGUACAUCGCGUAUGGACUCUGAAUGCGACAUCCAUGCACCUUGUACUUUCCCUGAGAUUUCCUCUACUACGUCAUAUGCUGCCUUCCAUCAUUUCACCCCCGCACGUCUCACGUGCAGUAUGUGCACUUCGCAGGAUUCCCGACCCUUCUGUAACUGUGAUGCUGCCUCAACAGGGACUUUGCCGCUCAGCGCGUCAUGCAUCCUGCCAGGCGUGCCUGCUAAGGACCUCUACAUGGGUGUACUGGAAGCCAUCAAAGGCUGGUAACGCGGGAAACUUGCCCUCGCUGGCAUGUGCAAAACUGACGACGAGGGUUAACCAAGAAACACGCGCCUCGGGCUUGAUGGUGCCCUUCUUCUUCGUCCCUCUCAUCCCCCACCCUCCUCUCAGGCGCACUCAGGCUUUUAGACGGGGUCUGUAAAUCUUACUCCUCAAUUCGUGUUUCGGAGUUGUCCUCCUCACGUAGGUUCUCGUUUGUCGGCCCCGUCAACAACCAUGACGGGGACUCCUGCAAAAGAAGACGACGAGCCCAGCGCCGAUGAACCACCUCAUAGUAACGAGCCUGCAGAGGUUCGUCGCUCCGCGAUAGACAUACUGCGGUCGUUAGGUUCUCCUCCCGUCGUUGCUGUUAUGGUUUCCUCUGCAGCGGAGGAAACCCAGCCUGCUCUAAACCCACCUCCGUCUGCGCCCUUCGUGCCACCACCAUAUGUCCCUCCGCCUGCCGUUGCCUCAUCAAGCAGAGGCCCGACUCUGCCCGUUAACUGCGUCACCGCCACCACAGUCCGCUACAGCGUGCCCUGCGCGUCCACGAUUGCAUCUGCGAAGAAACAACGGACGGGCAAGUACACCCAGUCUCAAAUCAUGAUCGGAGGUAGGCUCCGCCACCCGUCCACGCCGCCAUCACCUAGUGCAAUCCCUGUCGUCGUUGAACCGCCACUGCCAAAGCUGAGUAAAAAGGAAUUGAUUGA